Messenger RNA from Rotaria sp. Silwood2, 756 nucleotides. The record is from the annotation of a GenBank genome assembly. Lineage: Eukaryota; Metazoa; Rotifera; Eurotatoria; Philodinida; Philodinidae.
AUGCGUGUAUGGAUAACAUCUUCAAAUAAUUCUCGUUUAUUUCUUGAAUAUGAUAUUCAUCUUGAUGAUUCUCUUAUUCCUGAUGAACAGAAAAAUGAAGUUAAUAAAGAUAAUAAUAGUCUUUGGCUUGAAAUGUUUGGUUAUGAAUUUACUGAUACUGAUGAGAAAAAUAAUAUUCAAGAGAAUUAUACAAAAUUUGUAUUAAUCGAUAAGAAAAAACGUAUUUCAUUGACUAAAUCAUAUAAUAAAUUAAGUAUCAUACGUAUGUAUAAUAUUAUUCAUGCAAUUCGUACUGAAAAACAAGCAUCAUUAGUAUAUUUACAACGAUUACAAAAAUGUGUCGAUGAAAAUAAUGAUUAUUUAGCAAAAAUAAAAGAACGUGAAUCACGUCAAUUACGUAUUGAAAAUCUAAAAAAAUAUUUACAUUUUCAAACAUAUUUAUAUCAACAACGUUUAAAUGCUUAUCAAGAAAAACAAAAAAAUAUUGAAGAAAGAAAAAAUCAAUUAAAUCAUAAUUUAUCACAAUUAACUAUUCAACAAGAAGUUAUUCAUUUAUAUAAUAAUAAUUUAAAUCAAUCAAAGUCCACUCUUCAACAUUUAACACAAGUAAUUUCUUACCGACAAAAAGAAAUCAUGAAUGAAAUCUAUCAUUAUAUUUAUCCAAUUGAAAAUGAUAAUCAAAAUGAAUAUUAUAUAGCGAAUAGUAAAUUAUUACAAGCCGGUAUUAAAAUCUAUCAAUCAGUAUUGUGUUUGUAG